Trichosurus vulpecula (common brushtail) is the source of this 827-nucleotide messenger RNA. Its product is annotated as histone H1.4-like. The coding region runs from base 1 to 660 and encodes 219 amino acids. NCBI's taxonomy places the organism in Eukaryota, Metazoa, Chordata, Mammalia, Diprotodontia, Phalangeridae. Gene Ontology annotation, molecular function: DNA binding; structural constituent of chromatin. The transcript has a single exon. Gene Ontology annotation, cellular component: nucleosome. The record is from RefSeq and is a predicted model, not a curated record. Gene Ontology annotation, biological process: nucleosome assembly.
AUGUCCGAGACGGCACCCGCCGCUCCCGCCGCUCCAGCCCCUGCGGAGAAGACCCCGGCCAAGAAGAAGGGCAAGAGGGCUUCGGCCGCCGGCGGUGCGCGGCGCAAGGCCGCGGGUCCGCCCGUGUCGGAGCUGAUCACGAAAGCCGUGAGCGCCUCCAAGGAGCGAAAUGGCGUGUCCCUGGCAGCCCUGAAGAAGGCGCUGGCGGCCGCGGGCUACGACGUGGACAAGAACAACAGCCGCAUCAAGCUGGGGCUCAAGAGCCUGGUGAGCAAGGGCACCCUGGUGCAGACUAAGGGCACUGGCGCCUCGGGCUCCUUCAAGCUGAACAAGAAGGCCCCGACGGCCGACACGAAGGCUAAGGCCAAGAAGCCGGCCUCGGCCAAGACCAAGAAGGCCGCCGGCGCUUCCAAGAAGCCCAAGAAGGCGACGGGGGCCGCGGGCGCCAAGAAGAGCGUGAAGAAGAGCCCGAAGAAAGCCAAGAAGCCGGCGGCCGCCAAGAAAGCGGCCAAGAGCCCGAAGAAGGCCAAGGCGGCCAAGCCCAAGAAGGUGGCCAAGAGCCCGGCUAAGCCUAAGGCAGCCAAGGCCAAGAAGGUGACCAAGCCCAAAACGGCUAAGCCCAAAGCCGCCAAAAGCAAGAAGGCGGCAGCCAAGAAGUAGAGUUCGAAGCCCUCGAAACUUGACACACCCAAAGGCUCUUUUCAGAGCCACCCACUCACCUCAGAAAAAGAGCUGAGCCUACCACCGCAAGCCCUUAUAGAAAUUAGUUAGCCACCGAAGUUGUGUUUCGUAAAGGUUGAGACCAAUAGUAAAUAAAAACUGAAAUA